Molecule: messenger RNA, 1777 nt
Organism: Vanessa atalanta (red admiral)
Lineage: Eukaryota; Metazoa; Arthropoda; Insecta; Lepidoptera; Nymphalidae
Gene: SCAR
Product: wiskott-Aldrich syndrome protein family member 3
Exons: 10
Coding region: 246-1775 (509 amino acids)
Biological process (GO): actin cytoskeleton organization; positive regulation of Arp2/3 complex-mediated actin nucleation
Cellular component (GO): cytoskeleton
Molecular function (GO): protein kinase A regulatory subunit binding; actin binding; Arp2/3 complex binding
Source: RefSeq, a predicted model, not a curated record
GUGUGAAACAUCAACGCUGCCAUUUUCGUUUUGUGGCACGGUUAUAGCGGCAGACUUAUUGAAAUAUAUUGAAAAUAUCAUUUAUUUAUUUGUAGAAUCAGUGCAGGAAGUUAUAAAUAUUGUGUGCUUAUGCAAGUGAAAAUUAUUUAGGACGUUUUUAGAGUGAAUAUUAAAUCGAGUAAUUGUUGACUUCCUUGGGUGGAUCGGUGAUGCACACGAGGUAGCCGGCACCGAAGCGCGCAGCCAUGCCGCUGCCGAAGCGCUGCGUGGAGCCGGUGCACGUGUCGCGCGGGACCGUGCCCGAGCGCCUCGACGUGCCGUCCGAGCUAGAGGCAGUCACGAACGGAACACUUGCCAACACUGUCAGACAGCUUUCGUCUCUGUCCAAACAUGCGGAGGAUAUGUUCGGCGAGUUGACGCGGGAGGCAACGAGCCUGGCGGAAAGGACAAAUGUACUGCAAGCAAGAAUUGAUAGGCUUGCUAUAAAGGUCACACAGUUGGACUCUGGCGUAGAAGAAGUGUCCCUUCAAGACAUCCAAAUGCGGAAGGCGUUCCGUUCGUCUCGAACCUUCCAGCAACAGCUGUUCUCUCGAACCACGAUGCCGUCUGCGAUGCUCGCGACGUACGCUCGCUGCGACCGCCCGCCGCCUCUCGAGCGACUCAACGAGUUCCGAGAUGACGGUCGAGACGCUAGGAAGUUCUAUACAGAUCCGGAUUACUUCUUCGAGCUCUGGCGUAGGGAGAUGCUGCAAGACACCGAGAGGAUCCAGCACGAUCGAGGGAAGAAGGUCCGUCAACCACGCAGCGGUGGAGCGGACGGUCGCGGCACGAGGCGCGUUCGCGUCCCGCAUUCGACGCGCGACCGGCAGAAGGCGGAGGUGGUGACGCGCGGGGAACACAUCAUGGCGCCCAACCAGCUGCGGCGGUACAACAUCGAGCAGUACCGACCCGACCCGCUCUAUCAGACAACUACAAUGACGGAUGGUGGAUAUAGAGCGCCUCAAAGCCGACCUGCGUCAUCACAGCCCGCGCGACCAAACUCCAUCGAAAUCGAGAACCAGCAAAACAGGACUCCUAGGCUCACUGGAAAUGGACACGUAAUGGGAGAGGAAAGUCCAUAUGGACCUAUCGAGCCAAUAUACGGAGGUAGUAUCGCGGGAACUCCGCGCAGAGCUAGACCUUCCAUUCCUCCGCCUGCGCCCCCGGCACCACUGCAGCCAGACACGCCACCACACCAUACACCUACAAGAUCUGCGUUGCCACCGCCGCCACCGCCGCCUGAAGGUACUUCUCCUCCACCCGUACUCAACGGCGCUUCGCCUCCGCAUCGCACGGCGCUGGAUGCACAUCUCGAUCAGAUGCAUGCCGUCAUUGGCAUGAUGUCAUCCGAGGAUCUGCCGCCUCGCGCACCUACGCCUCCACCUGCACCUCCAGCUCCUCCACCGCCAGAAGAUGAGCACCGACCUCGGCCUCCCUCGCCGGCCUCACUGCUACGGGGUGCCUCUGCCCUUAAGCCGCCGCGUCCUGCUGCCGACCCUGCGCCUGAUCCACGUUCAGAUUUACUCAAAGCAAUACGUGAAGGUAUCAAACUGCGUAAAGUGGAGAAGCGAUGUGAGGAGAACACUGGCAAAUACGAUACGCUUCGCGGGGUGCCAGCGCUACACGAUGUAGCGUCCAUUCUCGCAAGGCGCGUUGCCGUGGAACAGAGCGACACCAGCUCCGGCAACGACACCGACUCGGACGACUCCGACCAGUGGACCGACUCCCGCGCGUGACG